This is a messenger RNA of Daldinia childiae, 1197 nucleotides long. Its product is annotated as Demethylsterigmatocystin 6-O-methyltransferase. Gene Ontology annotation, molecular function: O-methyltransferase activity. NCBI's taxonomy places the organism in Eukaryota, Fungi, Ascomycota, Sordariomycetes, Xylariales, Hypoxylaceae. The record is from RefSeq and is a predicted model, not a curated record. The coding region runs from base 1 to 1197 and encodes 398 amino acids. The transcript is spliced from 4 exons.
AUGAGUGACAGCUAUAACCUGGUAGUAGACAGGCUUAAUGCCUUUUCGGUUGCCGACUUCGAAGGUCAUGAGGUGGAAAGGCUGAAGUUGCUAUCAAGUGCGCGCAAGCUAGUUAGUAGACUGGAAACGGAGCAAGAAAGAAUCUUCAAUAUCGAUUUUCGGAAUCCGGCCGAGUAUGCGGCGCUGAAAAUAUUGCUAGAUCUUGGUAUCUGGCACCGAUGGACGGCAGUAGGUGGUGGUGAAAAGACUGUUGAAGAGAUAGCCAAGUUGGCUACGAAAGAUUGCGAUUUGAACUUGCUCCGUCGUCUAUUGCGACUUUUAGGGGCUACGUACAUUAUCGAGGAAACAGGAGAAGAUCGAUACAAACCAACUAACUUCUCACUUUCAAUCGGUGAUGAAUCGGCUACUAUUGCUCAAGGAAUUCUUGCUAUGGCUCAUCACUGGAAUGCCUCUUCUAUGAAUCUGCCUUCGUUUCUAGCAAAGACGUCGUAUAGAGAGCCUUUGGACCCCAAGUAUAAUAACUACGUUGACGCCUUUCCGGAACAAUUAUCAUUCUUUGAUAGAUGUCUCUCUGAUCAAAAGUACCAGGAUAGUUUCAGUGGCUAUAUGAUGGAGUGGUCAAAGUACAGGUUUUCGUGGCCUGAUUUCUACGAUACGACUUCUCUUAUCGCCGGUGCUGAUCUUACUUCUGGUGCACCACUAGUUGUUGACAUAGGGGGCCACCAUGGCUAUGAUAUUCUUACAUUCCUGAAGAAGCACCCAGAUGUACCAGCCGGUUCCCUGGUUAUCCAAGACCUCGAAGCUGUCCUCGCGGAUGCAAAUCUCGGGACAGAUAAGGUGAAACUUAUGCCACAUAGCUUCUUCGAACCUCAACCUAUUCAUGGGAGUCGCGCGUACUUUCUUCGCGGGGUGUUCCAUGACUGGGCAUACGAGCCAUCGCUUCAGAUCCUCCAGAAUAUCGUGCCGGCGAUGAAAAAGGGAUAUUCUAAGCUCCUCGUCUGCGACGUUGUAAUCCCACCAAAGGGCGCGAGCGUUUACCAAGCGGGUAUGGAUUUGAACAUGAUGGCGCUCCUUUCGGCUUAUGAAAGGACCGAAGCUACGUGGAGGAAGCUAAUAAAUGAUGCUGGAUAUAAGAUAAACAAGAUUUGGAUGGACCCCAGAGGAUAUGAGGGGUUGAUCGAAGCAGAAUUGGCAUAA